ACUUUUUCAAUACUUCUUUUCUGAUCUGUAACCAUAACAAAUCAUAAUUUGACGUGAGAAUGAUAGUAUAUGACAGAAUAAAUAAUCUUUGCUCUGUAUAACCAACACUUAUUUUAAAUUUGACAGAAAAAGUCCAAGAUCUCUGCAUCUCGCAAGCUGAUGCUUAAGAGUCUUAUGGUAGCUAAAGCAAAGGAUGAGUUAGAGCAGGAGCUGGUAGAUAAAGAGGCAGAGAAGGACAGAUAUCUGGCUGAGAAAGCUCCUCCGCUACAGACGAGUGGCAUGUCUUUUGCUGAGCUUCAGGAGCUGUGUCGGGAACUACACGCUAAGAUCGACGUGGUGGACGAGGAGCGCUAUGAUAUCGAGGCUAAAGUGCUUCACAACACAAGAGAAAUCAAGGACCUGAACAUCAAAGUCCUGGACCUGAGAGGCAAAUUCAAGCGACCCAGCCUGAGGAGAGUCCGAGUCUCCGCUGACGCCAUCCUGCGCUCUCUGCUGGGCUCCAAACACAAGGUGUCCAUGGACCUGAGAGCAAACCUCAAGUCCGUCAAGAAGGAAGACACAGAGAAGGAGAAGACAGUGGAGGUCAGUGACUGGAGGAAAAAUGUGGAGGCCAUGUCUGGAAUGGAAGGAAGGAAGAAAAUGUUUGAUGCUGCACAGUAAACGAGUGAACGCAAUCAACAUCUGCAAACAUGCGAGUGUGUAUAAGUUACAUAUGGAUAACUAAUUAUAAAAUAUACCAAGUGAUUUGUGAGUGUGUAACAUAAAUACGUCAAAUUAAAAACCCUGUGAUGAAGUUGCCAGAAAGGGUUGAACUUCGUGUGAAAAGCAUCAUCAACAUUGUCCUGUAAAUAAAUGGUGUAAUUUGCAGAUAUCAUGAUUUAUCAUUUCAUCUGAAUGUUUUAAAUGGACAAAUGUUUGGUAAGGUAAUGAGUAAAGCUGAGGAGAAAAUGUACUCUUGUAUGUAGCCCUUUCUGCUUCAUAAAAUGAUUCAUCCUGACUAA
Messenger RNA from Carassius gibelio (silver crucian carp), 1001 nucleotides. RefSeq names its product troponin I type 1b (skeletal, slow) (gene tnni1b). The transcript is spliced from 5 exons. Gene Ontology annotation, biological process: muscle contraction. NCBI's taxonomy places the organism in Eukaryota, Metazoa, Chordata, Actinopteri, Cypriniformes, Cyprinidae. Gene Ontology annotation, cellular component: troponin complex. The record is from RefSeq and is a predicted model, not a curated record. The coding region runs from base 160 to 660 and encodes 166 amino acids.